UUAGAGAGUUUCCCUUCCGGUCUCUCGGUCUCCUGGGUAGAGGUGACCUAGAGGCUCUGAGCGUCAGGACCGGGGACUCGACUUCCAGCCCUGCUAGUGACGUGCUGUGUGACCUUGGGCUAGGCAGUGUUCCCCUUCCGGGCCUCAGUGUCCACAUCUGUGAAAUGGGAUGGUUGAACUCAGGACUAGGACGUAGGAAGGAGAUCACCGUGCAGGGCUGAGAUGGAUCCGCUCAGGGCCCAGCAGCUGGCGGCGGAGCUGGAGGUAGAAAUGAUGGCUGAUAUGUACAACAGAAUGACAAGUGCCUGCCACCGGAAGUGCGUGCCUCCCCACUACAAGGAAGCAGAACUGUCCAAGGGCGAGUCUGUGUGCCUGGACCGGUGUGUCUCCAAGUACCUGGAUAUCCAUGAGCGGAUGGGCAAAAAGCUGACCGAGUUGUCUAUGCAGGAUGAAGAGCUGAUGAAGAGGAUGCAGCAGAGCUCUGGGCCUGCAUGAGGCCCCACAGGAUCCACCCCGAGGUGCCCCUGUCCCUUCCCACUUGCCUAAUUAAAGUGCCCCUGUUGGGUGUCAUCUGUGAAGACUGCCAGCCCUAGGCUAUCUCUAGAGAGUCUCCAGGAGCCUGAAGCCUGGCUCUCCCCCCAUCGAAGAGUGGGCAUUGGUCACACCGGAAUGUGGCUGUGUGUGUGUGUGUGUGUGUGUGUAUUAAAAAAUUUUGUUGACACCUACUAUGUGCAAAUAAAAACUGCUCUUAGUAUCAA
Pipistrellus kuhlii (Kuhl's pipistrelle) is the source of this 758-nucleotide messenger RNA. It is a transcript of the gene TIMM10, whose product is annotated as translocase of inner mitochondrial membrane 10. Bases 223 to 495 code for a protein of 90 amino acids. Gene Ontology annotation, cellular component: mitochondrial inner membrane. NCBI's taxonomy places the organism in Eukaryota, Metazoa, Chordata, Mammalia, Chiroptera, Vespertilionidae. The transcript is spliced from 3 exons. Gene Ontology annotation, biological process: protein insertion into mitochondrial inner membrane. The record is from RefSeq and is a predicted model, not a curated record.